Molecule: messenger RNA, 1191 nt
Organism: Metarhizium album ARSEF 1941
Lineage: Eukaryota; Fungi; Ascomycota; Sordariomycetes; Hypocreales; Clavicipitaceae
Product: Oxoglutarate/iron-dependent oxygenase
Exons: 4
Coding region: 1-1191 (396 amino acids)
Molecular function (GO): dioxygenase activity
Source: RefSeq, a predicted model, not a curated record
AUGUCCGUCAAGCAGACGGACCUCCAAGUCAAGACGCCAUGGAGGAAGCUCGAAGCUAGUAACUAUACACUUCCUGCGUCCUAUAUCAAGCUAGAGCAACUCCUUACACCGUUCGCAAAGGGGUCGUCGCCACCCCAUACGGCUCGCCGCAUUGUGAACCGUCUUCUCUUCCUAUCCAUCUCGAAAAGCCAAAUUGCUCUUAUCAAGAUGGGCAGUAGCACACCUGAGGCUAUCCCCACCAUUGAUAUCAGCGAUUUCAUCUCACCGACAUCGAGUGAAACGCAGAAACAGGCCGUUGUCGACAAUGUCCGCCAUGCUUGUACAACCUAUGGGUUUUUCCAAGCCGUUGGCCAUGGACUCGGUGUCGAGGAGCAGAGAGACAUUCUAGAUUGCACCAGACGAUUCUUCGCCCUCCCAGAAGAGGACAGGAUGGAGGUUUGCGUCUCCAAGUCCAUGGGCAAAUCUCUCCGGGGCUACGAGCCGCCUCUCAUCCAGACUCACCAUAAAGGCUUGAUGCCAGAUAUUAAAGAAACUUUCAUGGUUGGGGCAGAAAUUCCAGCCGACCAUCCUGACGCUGGUUCUUUUUCCACCGGCCCCAACCUGUGGCCGUCCAAGCUGCCCGAGGACCAGUUCCGCAAGCCCGUCAUGGAAUACCAGGCUAAGAUGGUGAAUCUGGCCAAGGUUUUUUUGAGAAUCCUCGGCAGAGGCUUGCCCAAGGAAUGGGGUCACCCGCCAAGCGUGCUCGAGAAGCUUGCGGACAAUCCCUCUAUUCCCAUGAGGAUGCUUCAUUAUGCGCCCCAGCAAGUUCUCCACGAUACGCAAUUUGGAGUCGCCGACCACACGGACUUUGGUUGCAUUACGAUUCUUCUGCAAGAGACGGGGAGCAAGGGGCUCGAGGUGUGGUAUCCCCCUACCGAGAGCUGGAUCCCGGUUCCGCCAAAGGAGGGAGCCUAUGUCAUCAACAUGAGCGACAUGAUGCAGAAGUGGACGGGCGGCUACUACCGCAGCGCGCGCCACAGGGUUGUGACAAACUCUCGACAUCAUCGCUAUAGCGUCGCCUUCUUCCUCAACGGUAACCUCAAGCUGAGGGCAAAGGCGUUGGACGGCUCCGGCAGCGAGGUUGUGAUUGGCGAACACAUACGCCAAAGACUUAUUGAUACUCUGGGGAAAACGGGCGAGAUGCUCAAAUAG